AUGGCCUCUCCAGACAUUCUAUUACAAAGAGAAGAGGACUUGACUGUGUCAAACGUCGCACCAUAUGUCGAGAGAAAUAUAGAUGGACUGAAUCAGCUGGUGCAGCUUAUGUUCUCAAGCCAUGCCGCAUCGCCAGAUGUGACGUGCAAGGCAAAACUGUCGCGAUCACAGAAUAAUAAGUUGAUCACUUACCAUCGAAGUCUCGAGACACUGCGCCAACGAAUUGUCAUCCUGAUCAACACGUACAUGUCACACGAGACCCGUUUGAGCGAGUUGUUGGCACUGCUCGACAGGAUCGACGAUGUGCUCAUCACCGUCAAGAUCGUGUGUGGACAGUCCGAGGACCUGGACUACCAGCUGCCACACGAGACAGUCCGCGCCCCAACCAAUAUCUACAGCGACAACAGUGACAGCGACAGCGGGAGCAGGUUCGUCCCAUUGGCGCCACCCCCAGCCGAGUUAUUCAAUCACAAGAAGUCGCGUCCAAACAUCUUCCUCCAUGUACUCUCCAAACGAAAGAAGUCGAUUGCCGCACCACCAGCCACAACAUCAACAACAUCGACCAACCCUGGUGUUGGCAUCACAAGAAGGACGACUAGGAGACAGGUGGUAGUGCCAAGCAGUUCAGAGUCAGAAUCAGAGUCAUCAGAGGUCGAAUCAUAUUCAGAGGUGGAUCUGCAGGCGCCCUCAAUAAUCAGGGCGACCAAGAUUUCAACAACCAUGGACGAUGACGAUAACCUGAGGGAUGGUUCCGAUUCGGAGGCGACCGAGUUGGGUCGCGCCAGGAGCAUAAGUAUGCUGCCAAGAUACAACAAUAUGCGUAUGAGUCAGCGCAACUUCCGCGUCCCGCUGCCGCAGUCGAUGGACACGCCCACGACCACCACCACCACAACAACCACCACCACGAGCACAGCCGCCAACAACAACAUCAACAACAACUUUAACGACUUUACACAGAGUCUCAACAGUCUGUACGCCAUGUUGGAUGGAGCCGAGGACGUCAAACCAGACACCUCGAUCACCACGACCAGCACCACACUGCGCAGACACUCUAUCGAUGUGCUUCCAGUCACGAGCACUACCAGCACUACCACCACUACCACGACCACAACGACGACUACUCAAUCAAAGAAGAAGAAGCAGUCGUCAAAGAAGUCAUCGACACGCGACGACCUGCACGCUCAACUGCGAAGAGAGGUCACCAGGAGGCGAAAGAGAUUGGGACAUGUCAAGAAGGAGACGGCGACAAACAACGCCGCAGUCAAGAACCGUCGCAGAAUGUACCGCUACACUGACGAUGAGGAGGAGUCUGACGAGGAGGACUACUCCAAGGGUGUCAUCUACAACCCACAGCCAGACUCUGACGAAGACGAAGAGGAGUCCGAGGAGGAGUCAGAGGAAGAGUCUGAGGAGGAGUCGGACUCAUCUUCAGGCUCGGAUUCAGAGCACCAAAAGGUGCCAGACGCAUCGAAGCGAUGGGCUCGCGCCUACUACGUACCAACAGAGCCCAAGGUGUUGGACCCACCAGUCGAGUGUAAGGUCUGUUACUGCGACUACUCACUCUCGACCGAGGUGCACCAGUUUGAGUGCGGCCAUCAGUACUGCAACGAGUGCAUCACACAGUACCUCACCAACCACAUUGUCGAAGCUCGCGUGCUCGACCUCGUAUGCCCAUUCCCCGGCUGCAAGCGCGACAUCCCAGAGGAGGUCAUCCAUCACUUUGUUGACGACAAGACGUGGACCAAGUUCCAGAAGUUCUCAAUGAUCGCCUCGAUCAAGGCCGAGCCAAUCAAGUGGUGUCCAACGCCAGACUGUGACACGUUUGUUCUGGGCGGCUCUGCGAGCAACCCGCUGCUCACCUGUCCCAAGUGCCGCACGGACUUUUGCUACAACUGUGGCGAGCUGGCGCACCAAGGCUACAAGUGUGGCGAGGAGGCAAUCAAUCUGAACAAUCGCAAGGAGAAGUCAGGCGUGACGGCCAAGCAGCACUUUGACGAAUGGGUCACGACCAACACGUUCAACGUGCAAAAGUGUCCCAAAUGCGAGGCGUUCAUCGAGAAGAACGAGGGCUGCAACCACAUGACCUGCCAGAACUGCCAGCACCAGUUCUGCUGGCUGUGUCGCAACGACUAUGUAGCCGGCCACUUUAUGGACAACAACUAUCCCGACUGCUAUGACAAGCAGUACUACACGCCGAUCAACUCGACCUACACGCCACCCCCACGUCGCACCUCACACAAGGGACGCAACGUUGCGAUUGGACUGGCGGUGUGCACCGUUGGUCUGCCAUUCCUGCUGGUGGGCGGUGCCAUCUACGGCUGUGUCAAGUUGGGCAAGCAUAUCAAGAGAAGACAUCGUCGUAACAGAGCAGCAGCAGCAGCACCAGUCGCACCAAAUGAUCUAUAUAACUAUGAUUUAUAA
Messenger RNA from Acytostelium subglobosum LB1, 2421 nucleotides. RefSeq lists its product as hypothetical. Gene Ontology annotation, cellular component: cytoplasm; ubiquitin ligase complex. Bases 1 to 2421 code for a protein of 806 amino acids. Gene Ontology annotation, biological process: positive regulation of proteasomal ubiquitin-dependent protein catabolic process; protein polyubiquitination; ubiquitin-dependent protein catabolic process. Gene Ontology annotation, molecular function: ubiquitin protein ligase activity; zinc ion binding; ubiquitin conjugating enzyme binding. The transcript has 3 exons. Lineage: Eukaryota; Evosea; Eumycetozoa; Acytosteliales; Acytosteliaceae. The record is from RefSeq and is a predicted model, not a curated record.